GGCGUCGGCCGUGGCCGCCACUUGCGAGCGCCACGUGUGGCAUCUUUCCAAAGGGGCCCGCGCGCAGCGGCCGGCGCGCCCGUCGGGGGGGAUCGCGCCGGGCGCGGGGCACGAUCGGCGGCGGCGGCGGCGCGGCGGAGCCCGGGGCCGUGGAUGCUGCGUGCGGAGGCGCCGCUGCCGGUUACGUAAAAGAUGAGGGGCUGAGGUCGCCGCGGCUCUCCCGCGAGUCGGAAGCGCCCCGCGCGCCCCCGCCCCCUUGGCCGCCGCGCCGCGCCGCGCCGCGCUCGUCGUCGUCCGAGACCAGGGCAGGGCGAGCCGAACCUCCGCAGCCGCCGCCGCCGCCGCCGCCAAGUUCGGCCCGCACCAUGUCCGCGGCCGCCUACAUGGACUUCGUGGCCGCCCAGUGCCUGGUGUCCAUCUCCAACCGCGCCGCGGUGCCCGAGCACGGGGGCGCCCCGGACGCCGAGCGGCGGCGACUCCCCGAGCGCGAGCGCAGCGCCGAGCACGGCGACCCGGGCGACACCUGGAAGGAUUACUGCACGCUGGUCACCAUCGCCAAGAGCUUGCUGGACCUGAACAAGUACCGGCCCAACCAGACCCCGUCGGUGUGCAGCGACAGCCUGGAGAGCCCCGAUGAGGACCUGGGAUCCGACAGCGACGUGACCACCGAAUCUGGGUCGAGUCCUUCCCACAGCCCCGAGGAGAGACAGGAUCCUGGCGGCGCGCCCAGCCCGCUCUCCCUCCUCCACCCCGGAGUGGCCGCCAAGGGGAAGCACGCCUCCGAGAAGAGGCACAAGUGCCCCUACAGCGGCUGCGGGAAAGUCUACGGCAAAUCCUCCCAUCUCAAAGCCCACUACAGAGUGCACACAGGCGAGCGGCCCUUCCCCUGCACGUGGCCAGACUGCCUUAAAAAGUUCUCGCGCUCCGACGAGUUGACCCGCCACUACCGGACCCACACGGGGGAGAAGCAGUUCCGCUGCCCGCUGUGUGAGAAGCGCUUCAUGCGGAGUGACCACCUCACCAAGCACGCCCGACGCCACACCGAGUUCCACCCCAGUAUGAUCAAGCGGUCGAAAAAGGCUCUGGCCAACCCCUUGUAAGGUGCUGCCCACGGAAGCCAGGGAGGGAUGGACCCCAGAUAGACGAACCGACUCCCCACAAGCGGACAGAUGGACCCGUGAAAAUCAAGCCCCAGCAGAGACGCCCCUCGACGGCCAGCCCGGCCCAGGCAUCCUGGAGCCCGGGCCCUCUUCAGAGCCCCUCUCCCUGCAUUGUUUUUUAAAAGCACAUUGUAGCCUAAGAUCAAAGUCCACACUUGGUCCCCUUACAGAGGCAGCUCUCAGUGUCUCUGACUUCUGGAGGGAAGGCAAAGGCUUUUUUUCUCUUUCUUUCACUCUCUCUCUCUCUCUCUCUCUCUCUCUCUCUCUCUCUCUGUCUCUCUCUCUGUCUCUCUCUCUCUGUCUCUCUCUCUUACUCUUUUACUCUCUCUCUCUCUCUCUUGUUCUCUCACUCUCUCCUCUCCUCUCUCCUCCCUUUCUCUCUCUCUCCUCCCCACUUUCCCUCUCUCUCCUUUAUUCUGGGGGAGGGGUGAUGGGGGGCCUGGGGGAGGGGAGUCCGUCCCAGACUGGGGUUAGAAUUUCCAAGAUUCAACACUGGUGUACAUAUGUCUGACGGGGUGCAUUGGACCUGUGGCUCCCACAGCGAUUCUGGGCACUUCCUGCUUGCCGUCUCAGAAUUUUUUUUUUUUUCUUAGCCUUUCAAUGUAACGACGAGUGUGCUUCCGUUUCUUUAGCAAAACCACUCUCUUGAAUCACGUUAACGUUUGAGAUUACAAACCGCCAUAGCACAGCUGUCUUUAUGCAAGCAAGAGCACACCUACUCCAGCAUGAUCUGUCAUCUAAAGACUCGACAACCAACCAACCAACAAAAGUUACUUCUAGUCCAUGGGUAAGCGGAGUCUGAGUUUCUACGAAUGGAGACAAGCCUGGAAAAAGGUCACACUAAGUACAGAACUUUCCGAACCUUGCUUCGUAUGAAUUGUACUUUCUCGAGCAUAAGCUGCACUUUUUAUUUUCUAAUGCAGAGGAUGAAUACGUUAAAUACAUGCUUUAAGGAUAGUAGCAGACAUUUUGUUUGGAACCAUGUUAUAAUCUGCUUCUUUUAUAGCGUCCCCAUUUCCCUAAGAAAUCAUGGCAGAGAUGUGAGGGCAGAAUCUUACAACAGAUGCUGAAGGAGAAGGAGGGUAGUGUUUCAUUUUUUUUUUUACGUUAAAAAAACCAAGCAGUUAACUCUAUUAACCGUUCCCAAAUGUCCAAUCCUUUAGUUUAGCAUCCUCCGAACUGUACCACAACGCCACAAUGGGAGCCGGUCUUGGAGUCUGUUGGGAUUUCUUUGAAUGGGUACCCAACAAUCACGAGUUCUGGAAACACCUAUUUUGGGGGGGGAGGGGGGAGAAGGUUUGCCGAUCUCCAUCCCGUGUCCCUACAAAACUCCCAUAUCAGGUGCAAGAGUUAUGCAAAAGGAAAAGGGAGAGGAAAUGUGAAAAGGAAAACUAUAUUCCUAUCAGUCGUGAGUGCCAAGAGAAAAUACCACAGUGACGGUGAUCUCAGGGGAACCUCAUCAACAUCCUCCCGUUCGGAGAGAGGAAGCACAUAUAGAACAUGGCAGGCUGAAAACACAUCACUGUACCUUUUCCGCCCGGAGCCUCACCACUAUCUGUCUUGUAUCCAGGUGUCUAGUAAUGGCCUAAACCACUACAUCCACAAUAUGCCAUGUACCUGAAAACUUCACUCUUGGCCUUUCCCAGAGGCCAGAAAAGAAACUUGAGUUUUCAGAGGCAAGGAAAAACCUCAAACAGGGGAGUCAGCAGUGAUCGUGGGGGAAAUGUUUACAUUUAUUUUUUUUCUUUCAGAAAUAAUACUUUCUGACAAUUUUAUCUGAUCUGUCAAACAGGGAGCUCCGGUGCACUCGAGUUUAUGCAUGUGCUGGCAAAUAUAUUGUGUCAACGUAGGGUGCUACCUCUCAGUGAACCCGUUAGCUCACUGACACACCUGCUCAUUUCAGGUUCAGAAGCAGUGUAGACACCUGCGGCAGGCAUGGGUCACAGCUGACUCCGACUUCCAAUACAAUAGCCAUCACUAGCACGGUGUGUGUUUUGAUUUUCUUCUCUUUUUUCUUCUUCUUUUUCUCGUCUAACCGACCUAGUUGCAUUAGUGGUUCUAUAAAGAGAACCUGCUUUUAACAGUAGGACUGGGCGCAGUCCGUGGGAGAAAACGAAAAGUGUUUUCUCACGGGAAAACACGUCAGGAAAAAUAAAAGAACACUUUCUACCUCUGUUUCAGAUUUUUGAAACGCUUAUUUUAAACCAAAUUUUAAUUUCUGUGUCCAAAAUGAGUUUUCAGGACAUCUGUUCUUCCAUAUGAAAUAGGUUCGGCUGCCUGUUUCUGUCUGAUCUGCACUCACGGAAUGGUUCUGCUUGUGGUCCUCUACGCGCUGCCUUUUAGUGAGUGAGGAACUUGGGGUUGCCUAGCAACCCCCAAACUUGUACAAACUCAUUCUUCCCUCACCGAGAGAAACGAAGGAAAACCAAGCAAAGUCAGUGAAAGACAAUCUUUGUAGUUUCUGAAGCAAAUCUAUACGUGGCUUUUGUCCAGCACUUAGAUGGAUGUCAAUUCAGCAACUUCUUUAAAAUCAUGCACAAUUUUCUCCCCACCCCCCCAGAGUUGCUACUUGCCUUUUCAAGUUGUUGAAGAACACACAUUUGAUAUUCUCUUAUAUGUUAGAGUAAUGUAACGUAUCAACUCAAGGCUUUUUAUUCUCGUGAUGAAUCCUGUUUCAAAAUGUCACGAAACAGGAACCAGCAUUCUAAUUAGAUUUACUCUAGCAAGAUAUGGUUCAAAUAGGACUACUAGAGUUCGUUGAACACUAAAACUUUGAGACAAACUUUUUAUAUUAAAAAGACCAUGGAUUUAACUUAUGAAAAUCCAGAUGCAGGAUAGUAAUUUUUGUUUACUUUUUUAACCAAACUCAAACUUUUGAAAGACUGUUGCAGGGGUUUCAAAAAGAAAGAGAAGUUGUUAUAUCUAAUAUUGUAAGUAGUUGACCUAUUCUGGAAAAUUAAAUAGUUUUAGAGUUAAGAGAACUCCUCUCCUUGGUUAGGGAAGAAGAAAGCCCUUCACCAGUGUGGAAUGAUGCCCUGGCUUUAAGGUCUAUAGCUCUACAUCAUGCUUCUUUUGAAAAUUAUAUUUGGUAGUUAAUAAUCACAGAAAACUGGUUCUUUAGUCGGUUUGCAGGUAGACUUAGCACAGCACUCAUCACUCUGGAUAGACUGAAAUGUUCUUUCACAACAGAUGAAUGAUCUGUAACACUGUAAGAUACUGAUCUUUACAACUGUUUAAUCAGUUUUAUUUUUGUACAGUAUUAGUGACCUAAGUUAUUUUGCUGUCCCGUUUUUGUAAAUCAAAUGAAAUUAUAAAAGAGGAUUCUGACAGUUGGUAUUUUGUACAUAUGUAUAUAUGUUGUCCAAAUAAAGAUAAUAAAAACAAUAAAGAUUGGA
This is a messenger RNA of Sorex fumeus (smoky shrew), 4555 nucleotides long. RefSeq names its product KLF transcription factor 9 (gene KLF9). Lineage: Eukaryota; Metazoa; Chordata; Mammalia; Eulipotyphla; Soricidae. Gene Ontology annotation, biological process: regulation of transcription by RNA polymerase II. The transcript is spliced from 2 exons. Bases 366 to 1100 code for a protein of 244 amino acids. The record is from RefSeq and is a predicted model, not a curated record. Gene Ontology annotation, molecular function: DNA-binding transcription factor activity, RNA polymerase II-specific; RNA polymerase II cis-regulatory region sequence-specific DNA binding.